AGUGAGUGAGAUGAUGCGUUCAAUCAGUGAGUGAGAUGAUGCGUGGCCUUACUAUUUCAUUACUCUAUGUUGGUGUAAUAGGAGGAAAUAGAAUAACAAACGAAGUUGAUGGAAUUGUUUUUGUUGCUUGUUAUUCUUGUGCAGUGGGAAGGGAGCAUUUCUUUCAAAAUACCAAUAAGCAGAUGUCAGAUACAGAAUGGAUUUCAUGGCUAUUGCCGUCCUCUUGAAGAGUGUUCGGGAGUGAACAUGUUUGAAGUCUCCAACUGUACUACUGGUCUUGUGUGCUGUACAAGUGGUGAAAUCAGUCGGAAAAUGUGUCACGAGUAUUCUCAGUUUGUAUAUGACAGUGACUCUGCAGUGAGCCUGAUGGCUCAUACUUUGUCACCAGCAAAAGAAGACACUUGUGCCAUAGUUGCAGUGCCUCUCAUUGUUGGUGGUGAGAAAGCUCGGUCGAAGGAAUUCCCCCACCAGGCAGUGCUGGGUUAUGGAGAUCCUUCUGACCCCAAAACCUUAUGGGAAUGUGGAGGUUCACUAAUUAGUGAUUUAUUUAUACUAACUGCUGCACACUGUGCCCUGCCUCACCAUCGACCAAGAUUUGUCAGAUUGGGUAUCAUCAACCUCAAGCUUGAUCUGGAUAAUGAGCAGAUUUAUCCUGUGAAAGACAUUUUUAUCCACCCAAAUUACAAUAAAAUACAAAGAACACAUGAUAUUGCCUUGGUGAGGCUUUCAAGAAAUGUGGAUUUCACACCGUAUGUACGUCCUGCAUGCAUAGACUACAGUGGAGUAAUUGCAGAAAACAGAGCAAUAGCUACAGGCUUUGGACUGAUUGGCCACGCUGGUGAGCAAAGUAUGGAUCUUUUAAAAGUCACUUUGGAUAUUCUUGAAAAAAAGGUUUGUCACCACACUGUGAAAAGAAAUAUGAAAAAAGGAUUAUACAAUAGUCAAAUUUGUGCUGGGUAUAUAGCUGGUGGCAAGGAUACAUGUCAGGGGGAUUCUGGUGGUCCAUUGCAAACCAUCAAGAAGGUUCCAUACUGUAUGUACAACAUCAUCGGACUGACAUCAUUUGGUUCUAUGUGUGGCUUUCAACACUCCCCGGCUGUCUACACGAGAGUCUGGAGUUUUGUCCCGUGGAUUGAAACUCUUGUGUGGCCAGAUGAAAAUAACAAUUAAGUAACAUAGCGUGAAGACAAGUUAUGUAUCUGGUUUACUGACCAAGAGUGUGUUUCCUACACAUGUACAUAAUAAAUAAAAUAAUUAUAUACAAAAUAUUAUGGAA
This is a messenger RNA of Macrosteles quadrilineatus (aster leafhopper), 1276 nucleotides long. RefSeq names its product venom protease-like. The record is from RefSeq and is a predicted model, not a curated record. Gene Ontology annotation, molecular function: serine-type endopeptidase activity. The coding region runs from base 109 to 1170 and encodes 353 amino acids. Gene Ontology annotation, biological process: proteolysis. The transcript has 7 exons. NCBI's taxonomy places the organism in Eukaryota, Metazoa, Arthropoda, Insecta, Hemiptera, Cicadellidae.